Molecule: messenger RNA, 918 nt
Organism: Mytilus trossulus (common blue mussel)
Lineage: Eukaryota; Metazoa; Mollusca; Bivalvia; Mytilida; Mytilidae
Product: craniofacial development protein 2-like
Exons: 1
Coding region: 1-918 (305 amino acids)
Biological process (GO): chromatin remodeling
Cellular component (GO): nucleus
Molecular function (GO): catalytic activity
Source: RefSeq, a predicted model, not a curated record
AUGACAAUGAUACAAUGUUAUGCACCAACAAAUGAUGCAGAUGAUGAAACAAAAAGAACUUUUUAUGAGAAACUCCAAAGUAUAAUCUGCAAAACACCACGACAUGACAUCCUUAUAGUCUUAGGUGAUAUGAAUGCUAAAGUAGGAAAUGAUAACUUAGAUAGAGAAAGAGUUAUGGGCAAACAUGGACUUGGCACUAUAAACGAAAAUGGAGAACUACUUGUAGAUUUUUGUGGAGAUAACGACCUUGUUAUUGGAGGUACACUUUUUCCACACAAAAACAUCCAUAAAAUCACAUGGAACUCCCCAAAUGGUCGUGACAAAAACCAGAUAGAUCAUUUGAUGAUUAACGGAAGAAGGAAAAACUCACUUUAUGACGUGAGAGCUAUGAGAGGAGCAGACUGUGGUAGUGACCAUCACUUGAUUUGUGGUAAAAUUAGACUGAAGCUAAGAAAAGCAGUCAAGAAUAGAACCAACAAGAGGGAAAUAUUCGACACAGUCAAAUUAAAACAACCUGAAAUUCUCAAGAAAUUUAAGAUCGAGUUAAGAAACAGGUUUCAAGUCUUGGAAAACCUACAAGACCACAAGCCAAUUACUGUAGAAAGCAUAGAACAGGGAUGGAGUAGGAUUGAAACUGUGUUUAAAGAAACAUCAAGAAACACUCUAGGGAUCCGACAACGUGAAAGGAAGAAAUGGAUAAGUGAUGACACAUGGACUAGCAUUCAGCAGAGAAAAGACAUAAAGAUAAUAUUGAACAGCACAAAAUCAGAACGAAUCCAAACUACUCUAAGGAAAGAAUAUUCAGUCAAGGACAAAGAAGUAAAACGUAAAGCAAAAGCAGAUAAGGCAUUAUACCUAGAGACACUUGCUAAAGAAGCAGAGACAGCAGCUUCUAAAGGAGAACUUAGCAGUUUAUAA